GAUGUAUAUUUACAGUUAUCGGUAGCGCCGCCAUUGCUGGAAUUCAUUUUCUAUCUGGUGAUUAAAGCGUCCAUAUCAAAGGCAAAAGUGACUAAAAAAACAGAUUAAUGCGUAAAUUCACAUCGAGGUGAGAAAUGUCUAGGUAUUUUCCAAAGUGUCUCGACGAUAUUUCGUAAAUCCAUUGUCCAGAAUCAGAUACAUUAUUAUUCCUGCAAGGGGUUUCAGGAACAGUAUUUAUUCUACACAUUGUAGAAAAAUUCAGAUUUGGGUUUUAUAAACCCUAUUUUUAUUACACUCUUCAUUGUAUUUUUUGCAAUUAUGAUGACGGACACGCUGAAUUCUAACCAUGUCAUGGCUCUGUCAGGCAAAGUUGAAAUUGACACCAAAAUGGAUGACAUGGGAUGGAAAGCAAAACUCAAGAUUCCCCCCAAAGAUCGGAGAAUACAGACCAGUGAUGUAACUGAUACAAGAGGAAAUGAGUUUGAAGAAUUCUGCCUAAAGCGAGAACUGUUAAUGGGUAUUUUUGAGAAAGGAUGGGAGAAACCAUCACCUAUUCAAGAAGCCUCGAUUCCAAUAGCGUUAUCUGGCAAAGAUAUACUUGCUAGAGCAAAAAAUGGCACAGGUAAAACUGGUGCGUAUAGUAUCCCUGUAUUGGAACAGAUCGACCCUAAAAAAGACUGUAUUCAAGCACUGAUAAUAGUGCCUACACGAGAACUGGCAUUACAAACGUCACAAAUAUGCAUCGAACUAGCGAAACAUUUGGACGUUCGUGUAAUGGUAACUACUGGUGGUACGAACCUAAGGGACGACAUAAUGCGCAUCUAUCAGAAAGUUCAAGUUAUUAUAGCAACUCCUGGUCGCAUUCUUGAUCUGAUGGAAAAAGGUGUGGCCGUCAUGGACCAGUGCAAGAUACUUGUUUUAGACGAGGCUGAUAAGCUGUUGUCACAAGACUUCAAGGGGAUGCUCGAUACUGUGAUAAAGAAUCUACCACAAGAGAGACAAAUUCUGCUCUUCUCUGCCACGUUCCCUCUCACAGUUGAACAGUUUAUGAGAAAACACUUGAGGGAUCCUUAUGAGAUCAAUCUUAUGGAAGAACUCACGCUGAAAGGUGUAACGCAAUAUUAUGCGUUCGUUCAAGAACGUCAGAAAGUACACUGUCUAAAUACUCUGUUCUCAAAGUUACAAAUAAACCAAAGUAUAAUAUUUUGUAAUUCGACUCAACGUGUGGAAUUGUUGGCGAAAAAAAUUACAGAACUUGGUUAUUGUUGCUAUUACAUCCAUGCUAAAAUGGCCCAAGCCCAUCGUAAUAGGGUAUUUCAUGAUUUUCGAGCUGGUCUCUGUCGAAAUCUAGUCUGUUCUGAUCUGUUUACAAGAGGCAUUGAUGUACAAGCGGUAAAUGUUGUCAUCAACUUUGAUUUUCCGAAGAUGGCUGAAACUUAUUUACAUCGUAUAGGCAGAUCCGGCCGAUUCGGACACUUGGGUAUUGCCAUCAACUUAAUUACCUAUGAUGAUAGGUUCGCAUUACAUCGUAUUGAACAGGAACUGGGAACAGAAAUUAAACCAAUUCCGAAAGUGAUUGAUCCUAAACUGUAUGUGGCUAAGCUGUUAGACGACGAAGACACUCCAGAAGAGAAUGCGAAGUAACGCGAUGUAUAAUAAAAGUUAACUACACAUAAAGAAGUAACUGUAUAUAUAAAACAACGUACUUUUAUUAUUUUUUUUCUAAAGAGUUUAAAUUUGCGUUCAAAGACUUUUUUAUACUGAAAUUUGUGAAAAAAUAAUAAUGUGUUUCUGGCGAAAAUGGGUGAUACGGCGUUAUUAUUUAAAAUAAAGUAAGAAAAUUUCUUGAAAUUCUAGACACACCAUGGUGAGUGACAUGUUUCACGUAAUAAAUCUAAUUUAGGUCUUGGUGUUAGAAUCGCAGAUCUUGUUACCCAUGGGAUUCUACCUCCACAAAAUUUUUAAUUAUCUAUAACUUUGCUAAACCAUCAAAUUUGUUUCUUAACAUCCGAAUCUCCACAAAUUUGAUGGUUCCGUAAAAAAUUCACUGUGGUGUGCUGAAUUUGGUGAUAAGAAGUUUAAUACUUGGACUUAAGUUGAACAGUGUUGAAAGUGGUAGACUGUAAUAUGUGCAAAAACUGAGAAACAAGACUCCAGAGUGCUAAAAAUGUGACUCGGGUUUAGGGAGGAAACAUGAAUAAUGAGCACAUCCGUUUGCUCUGUUUGUGCGUUAUUGAGGAGAUUCUGAUCAUAUUCAGUUAACCUUCUGAAUUAUGACUUCGCGAAUGCUUGUCGACGAGGGCAAAAAAGGUUGGUCUGUGGAAGGUAGCUCUUUCAGGACCUUGUUUUAACUUGCUCAUUUUAUUUUUUGGUGGAUGUCAAAAAUUAUUCAUUAUUUUUGAUUCAAGUAUUUUGUUACAGUAUUGUUGAAAAAUGUACUAAUUAUGAAUUUUGCAAAAACUUGUAUGUAUAUAUUCACAUUGGUGAAUUUUUACGAAAACGUAAAGACUCAAUUGUUUUCCAUUUUUAUUCGAGGGGGGGUUAUUUAUAUGACGUCAUUGUGUUGGAUGUAUGUUAAAAUUGGAUAUGACCUUAUACAUGCGAUCUAAUUUAUUUUUUACUUUUUGGGUAACAAAUUUUUGCAUACAUCUAACAUUUCAAAUAUUUUGUUAUUGAAAAAAGAAAACUGUAAAAAGUGAGGGGUGUAGCAUGUUUUCAGUAAGCGUACAUUAGGUUAUCUGAUUGUUUAUUCAACACUUUAUUUGUACUAUUCUUGAUACUAAAAGUAGUAAAUUAAUAUUUUCAUUUUGUAUUUUUAACAAUCUUUAUACCAAAAGGUUCAGGACAGUGUGACCGUCUGUCUUUCCCUGUUUAUAAUUUCUAAUAUUGUCUAAAUUUUUUACUUAAUAAAAUGCUCUUCACAACAA
Molecule: messenger RNA, 2927 nt
Organism: Zophobas morio
Lineage: Eukaryota; Metazoa; Arthropoda; Insecta; Coleoptera; Tenebrionidae
Gene: me31B
Product: ATP-dependent RNA helicase me31b
Exons: 7
Coding region: 319-1644 (441 amino acids)
Biological process (GO): P-body assembly; negative regulation of translation; cytoplasmic stress granule assembly
Cellular component (GO): cytoplasmic stress granule; P-body
Molecular function (GO): RNA helicase activity; mRNA binding; ATP binding
Source: RefSeq, a predicted model, not a curated record